AUGAUGGCGUCACCGAGUCAUGUCCCCGAUCACGGCGGCGAUGGCGACUCGGUCGAGACUCAGUCUCCUGAGCUCAGGAAGGACCCGGUGACUAACCGGUGGGUCAUAUUCUCUCCCGCCCGCGCCAAAAGGCCGACAGAUUUCAAAUCCAAAUCUCCACAGAAUCCUAAUCCAAAACCUUCGUCGUGCCCCUUUUGCAUCGGCCGUGAGCACGAAUGCGCUCCGGAGAUAUUCCGUGUGCCAGAUGAUCCAACUUGGAAACUCCGCGUCAUCGAGAACCUGUACCCAGCUCUGAGCAGGAAUAUCGAAACCCAAUCGAAGCAGCCCGAGACAAAUACAAGUCGGACUAUUACCGGGUUCGGAUUCCACGACGUGGUGAUCGAAUCCCCUCUUCACUCGAUUCAGCUCUCCGAUCUCGAUUCCGUGGGUAUCGGCGAUGUUUUGAUCGCGUAUAGGAAGAGGAUCGAGCAGAUCACACAACACGAUUCGAUCAGUUACAUUCAGGUCUUCAAGAACCAAGGUGCGUCUGCUGGAGCAUCAAUGAGCCACUCCCACAGUCAGAUAAUGGCUCUCCCAGUGGUUCCUCCAACAGUUUCUUCACGACUCGAUGGUACAAAAGAUUACUUCGACGAGACUGGCAAAUGUUGUCUCUGUGAAGCUAAAUCGAAACAUUUUGUGAUCGAUGAGUCGUCUCAUUUCGUCUCCGUUGCUCCUUUUGCUUCUACGUAUCCCUUUGAGGUUUGGAUUGUUCCAAAGGAUCAUUCUUCACACUUCCAUCAUCUCGAUGACGCCAAGGCUGUUGACCUUGGAGGACUUUUGAAACUGAUGCUUCAGAAGAUAUCAAAGCAACUAGACGACCCUCCUUACAACUACAUGAUCCACACUUCUCCUCUCAAGGUCACUGAAACGCAAUUACCUUAUACGCAUUGGUUUUUACAGAUUGUACCUCAGCUUUCUGGGGUAGGUGGGUUUGAGAUUGGCUCAGGGUGUUACAUAAACCCAGUCUUCCCAGAGGACGUAGCCAAGGUUUUGCGGGAAGUUAGCCUUACUUGA
Messenger RNA from Microthlaspi erraticum, 1053 nucleotides. The record is from the annotation of a GenBank genome assembly. Lineage: Eukaryota; Viridiplantae; Streptophyta; Magnoliopsida; Brassicales; Brassicaceae.